Eruca vesicaria subsp. sativa (arugula) is the source of this 627-nucleotide messenger RNA. Lineage: Eukaryota; Viridiplantae; Streptophyta; Magnoliopsida; Brassicales; Brassicaceae. The record is from the annotation of a GenBank genome assembly.
AUGGGCAUAUCCCGACACCAAAUCCAACUUAGUAUAUAUAGCUCUUACUAUAUUACCGCGGAAGUAAAGGAUCUUGUGGAUGAUUCAGUUCACUUUGUCCAGAGCUCAGUCGCAAAAUCUUAUACCAUGAACGGAGAGCAUUUAAGAGUCUACACUGCCAUCUGCAGACUAAAACCCGAGAAACCAGGUGAAGAAGGCGACAUGGCUCACUUGAGAGAGGAAGCUGUAGAUGAGCAUUACAAAGGGUCCUAUGCCCAACUUUUUGUUCAGGAGCAGGACAUAUGUGAAAAUGAUUGGCUUCGUCUGUAUACUGAUUUCGCACUUUACUGCUACUGGCAGUACCAUGAGGACACAUUCAAGUCUUGCUUGCCUGCGGAGAUAACCAAAGUACUUGUGGAAACCUUUGAAACUCAUACAGACCCGUCUCUGAAGCUCAAGUCUAGUAAUGUUAUCUUCCACAUCAACUUCACCGCCAAGAGCUGUGACUACAUAUCGGUUGUCAGGAGGACAAGGGAUGGCCACUCAGGGCAUAUAAUACUCCAAAUUAGUACUUGGACGGUCCAAGGUGGACCAACCCAGCAAGCUCCCCGUUAUCCGGAACCGGCGACCAUACUUUUUUCUUGUUAG